Messenger RNA from Ipomoea nil (Japanese morning glory), 654 nucleotides. RefSeq lists its product as uncharacterized. The record is from RefSeq and is a predicted model, not a curated record. The transcript has a single exon. NCBI's taxonomy places the organism in Eukaryota, Viridiplantae, Streptophyta, Magnoliopsida, Solanales, Convolvulaceae. Bases 1 to 654 code for a protein of 217 amino acids.
AUGCAGACGUUGAGCAACACCCUUAUGCACAACAACAACAACCCUCCGCCACAGCCAGCUGGUAACCGCGACAUUGGUCGGCAAGUCUCGAGUCACCGACCUCCCGUGUUCGCCGGGAAAGAAGACCCUAUUCUUUUAGAGGAGUGGAUCCGUGCCUUGGACAAAGUCUUCGCAGUGGUUGGUUGCCCUGAAGACCGUCGUGUGGAGCUAGCAACGUUCUACUUCAGCCACGAGGCGGACCUAUGGUGGGUCCACGAGGGUCCAGCAUGUCUUGAGGAACCGGGGUUUGAUUGGUCAGCUUUGAAGGACAAGCUCCGAGAGAGGUUUUAUCCGGCGCCUGUGAGAGCGGCUAUGUAUGAGGAGUUCCUCCAUUUGAAGCAAGGGACUCAGUCCGAAGUGGAGUAUCAUAACUAUUUUCUGGAGUUGGCCAGAUUCGCACGUGUGUUGGUUCCCACCGAGGCUGCCAAGGUGGAUAAGUUUGUAUUCGGGCUCAACUAUGAGGUAAUGAAGGCCUUGACGGUGAGCAAACCAAGGACGUUCAAUGAGGCUUAUUUGAGUGCCGCGGAUUUGUACCGAGUUCAGCAGUUGCAAAGAGGGUCCUUUGACUCAGUUAGGAGAAGGGGUGAGGGUAGUGGGCAACAGACAGAGCUAUAG